Necator americanus (New World hookworm) is the source of this 483-nucleotide messenger RNA. RefSeq lists its product as uncharacterized. Bases 1 to 483 code for a protein of 160 amino acids. The record is from RefSeq and is a predicted model, not a curated record. Lineage: Eukaryota; Metazoa; Nematoda; Chromadorea; Rhabditida; Ancylostomatidae. The transcript is spliced from 2 exons.
AUGUUCCUUGUCAAAGCAUAUUUGUACAAUAGUUUAAGAGUUGUCACUUUCCGCCGGCGCUGGGCAUUUGGUGUUAAUCGGGUUGUCGCUUGCCAGCAUUGUACCUCUCUAUAUUAUCUGGGAAUAUUAAACGAUACCAUUCUGAAGCGCAGCAACUUCCGAUGUUUUCCAUUAUUAUUAUUAUUAUUAUUAUUAUUAUUAUUAUUAUUAUUAUUAUUAUUAUUAUUAUUAUUAUUAUUAUUAUUAUUAUUAUUAUUAUUAUUAUUAUUAUUACUAUUAUUAUUAUUACUAUUAUUAUUAUUAUUAUUAUUAUUAUUAUUAUUAUUAUUAUUAUUAUUAUUAUUAUUAUUAUUAUUAUUAUUAUUAUUAUUAUUAUUAUUAUUAUUAUUAUUAUUAUUAUUAUUAUUAUUAUCAUUAUUAUCCAUUAUUCCCAUUCCAUUUUGCUGUUAUUAUUUCCAAGUUAAAUGUCCGAGAACUUCCUAG